AUGGAGAAGGUGACCGAGAUACACUGUUGGUUGGACUCGACAGUCGCGUUAUAUUGGAUCAAUGGACAAGGCGAGUACCGGCAAUUCGUAUCCAACCGAGUGAAAAAGGUCAAAGAACUCGACCGGAUCAGAUGGCAUCACGUCCCAACGAACGAGAAUCCCGCUGACCUAGGGAGCCGCGGAGGAGAUGUGGUGGGAAACGAGUUAUGGAAGCACGGUCCAACGUGGCUUAACAACCAGGAGACGUGGCCACCGGAAGUUGUGCCUGUGGCGAGUUCGGAUUCGAAGCAAGAGGAAAAACCGUCGACGCGAGUUUUGGUCACGAUGAAUCAAACGGCACACGAGGACGUGUUUGACCAACUACUAGAGCGGAAAGCGAAGUCCCUGGGACCGAUAAAGACGCAGGAGAUCGAAGACGCACGGUUGUGGUGGAUUAAACGAGUUCAAGAUGGAGCUAGGGACGCACCGGAAUUCGAGAGUACGAAAAUCGAGCUAAACCUCCAACCUAACCAGAACGGAAUUCUAGAGUGUCGCGGGCGAAUCGAAGGCGAGUAUCCGGUAUACUUGCCUGCAAAUUCGCAGUUAUCAAAGAAACUAGUCGAACAAGCGCACAUCAUCACUCUUCACGGGGGAGUACCGGCGACCAUGGCUGAAGUUCGUGAGCGAUACUGGAUACCUAGACUACGUCGCCUUGUGAAGCAGGUACGAAGCAAAUGUCAUGGAUGUGUGCGAUUCCGCGCUCGUGCGUAUCACAGACCACCGCCUGGACGACUACCAGUUACGCGAACGCAAGGAGAAACCCCGUUCCAAGUGAUAGGAGUCGACUUCGCUGGACCAAUCAAAUACAAAACAGCAGGAAAAGCGGAAAAGAAAGCGUAUCUGGUACUUUACGCGUGCAGCCUCACAAGAGCAGUUCAUUUGGAGCUGUUGAAAUCAUUGGAGGUUGUCCAAUUUCUGCCUAGCCUAAAAAGAUUGAUCGCUCGAAGGGGGAGACCACAAAUCAUAUACUCAGAUAAUGCCACUACGUUCAAGGCUGCGGCAAACUGGCUGAAAAAGGCAAUUGGAAAUGAGAUCAUAAACGGUUUCCUUACGGACAAGGAGAUCCAUUGGAGGUUUAACCUGAGUCGCGCACCCUGGUGGGGUGGACAGUUCGAGCGGUUGAUCGGGCUCUUUAAACGAUGUUUUUAUAAAAGUAUCGGGAACGGUAAUCUAACCUUUGAAGAAUUAUCAGACGUGAUCCUAGACAUAGAAGUUGUAAUGAACAAUCGACCGUUAACAUACGUUGAAGACGACGUAGAACAAACUGUUCUCACCCCGCAAGAAUGUUGCAGAUAA
Dendronephthya gigantea is the source of this 1335-nucleotide messenger RNA. RefSeq lists its product as uncharacterized. NCBI's taxonomy places the organism in Eukaryota, Metazoa, Cnidaria, Anthozoa, Malacalcyonacea, Nephtheidae. Gene Ontology annotation, biological process: DNA integration. The transcript has 2 exons. Gene Ontology annotation, molecular function: nucleic acid binding. The record is from RefSeq and is a predicted model, not a curated record. Bases 1 to 1335 code for a protein of 444 amino acids.